This is a messenger RNA of Arachis ipaensis, 543 nucleotides long. The record is from RefSeq and is a predicted model, not a curated record. Lineage: Eukaryota; Viridiplantae; Streptophyta; Magnoliopsida; Fabales; Fabaceae.
AUGGAAGCACUAGGAGUUAUCUCUAAUGACAUAACAUUCAUUGCAGUUCUUCAUGCUUGUAGCCAUGCCGGAUUGGUUCAAGAAGGAAAGAGGCUGUUUUGCAGAAUGGUUAAUGAAUUCAGUUUGGUCCCAAAGAUUGAACACUAUGGCUGUAUGGUAGACCUUCUCGGUCGAGCAGGAUCACUCAAAGAAGCUCAAGAACUAAUUAAGGACAUGCCUAUGAGGCCAAACUCGACCAUAUGGGGAUCUUUUCUUGCUACUUGCAAAGUUCACAAAAAUGUGAACCUUGCUGAAUGGGCUGCAAAACAGUUUCUAUCAUUAGAAUCCGAAAAAUGUGGAUACAAUCUCCUAAUGUCAAACAUCUAUGCUGCAUCAAACAGAUGGAAAAAUGUUGCUGAUAUAAGAAGAGCUAUGAAGGAUGCAGGGAUUCAUAAAGAACCAGGUUUCAGCUCCAUUGAAGUGCAUGGAACGAUUCAUGAAUUUGUAACGGGAGAUAGAGAACACCCAAAAACACCAAAGAUUUAUGAAAUGAUUGCUGGAUGA